CGCGGCAGCUCCUCGGCGCUGCGCUGUCACUUCGCCCAGCAUCUCCUCCCGAGGAGCAGUACAGAGAGGAGGAGAGGAAAGGAAACGCGCUGAAAAUGUCUUUGGGGUCCUCCGCGUUUUCUCUCCUGCGAUGAAGCAGAGGCUGUGGGACUGGGCGGACGCCGUCAUAUGGGCCUUCAUUCUCACAGACAUGCGGGGUCUUUUUCGCCGGUGCUGUUAACGCAGGAAAAAGCUAAAAAAUAACUGUUAGAAAACACAGAAGAUGAAGAAGCAAUUCAAUCGAAUGCGACAGCUCGCCAACCAGACCGUUGGCAGGGCAGAAAAAACAGAAGUACUAAGCGAGGACCUACUACAGGUGGAGAAGCGUCUGGACCUGGUCAAGCAGGUCUCCCACAGCACACAUAAGAAACUCACCGCCUGCCUGCAAGGACAGCAAGGGGCUGACGUGGACAAGAGAUCGGUCAAGUCACCUUCGAAAAAGUUGCCACUGACCACACUGGCCCAGUGUAUGGUGGAAGGAGCUGCAGUACUAGGAGACGACUCUCUACUUGGCAAGAUGUUGAAGCUGUGUGGGGAGACGGAAGAGAAACUGGCCCAGGAGCUGAUUCUCUUUGAGUUCCAGAUUGAGAGAGAUGUGGUGGAGCCUCUGUACGUCCUGGCUGAGGUGGACAUUCCCAACAUACAGAAACAGAGGAAACAUCUAGCCAAGCUUGUUCUGGACAUGGAUUCAGCACGGACAAGGUGGCAGCAGUCAUCCAAGUCCUCCAGUCACCCCAGCAACCUGCAACCGAGCGGGGCCAAAGCAGAUGCCCUCAGAGAGGAGAUGGAAGAAACAGCCAAUCGGAUGGAAAUCUGCAGGGACCAGUUAUCAGCAGACAUGUAUAAUUUUGUGGCCAAAGAAAUAGACUAUGCAAACUACUUUCAGACGCUUAUAGAGGUUCAGGCGGAGUAUCACAGGAAAUCUCUGGAGAUUCUGCAGAGUGUGCUGCCUCAGAUCAAAGCGCACCAGGAGGCCUGGAUAGAGAAACCAUCCUAUGGCAAGCCGUUAGAGGAACACCUGACCCUCAGCGGCAGAGAGAUAGCCUUCCCCAUUGAGGCCUGUGUCACCAUGCUGCUGGAGUGUGGCAUGCAAGAAGAGGGUUUGUUCCGAGUGGCUCCCUCCGCCUCCAAACUGAAGAAGCUAAAGGCGUCGCUAGACUGUGGGGUGGUGGACGUGCAAGAGUACUCUGCGGAUCCGCACGCUAUAGCAGGGGCUCUGAAGUCAUAUCUCCGUGAACUCCCUGAGCCUCUGAUGACCUCUGAGCUCUACGAAGAGUGGAUUCAGGCCUCAAAUAUUCAAGAUAUGGACAAGAGGCUCCAAGCCCUGCUGUCUGCAUGUGAGAAACUUCCACCGGACAAUUUAAACAAUUUCAGAUACUUAAUUAAAUUCCUAGCCAAGCUGACCGAGUACCAGGACUCCAACAAAAUGACUCCUGGCAACAUUGCAAUAGUACUGGGACCCAAUCUGCUGUGGUCGCAUUCUGAAGCGAACAUGACAGAAAUGAUGACCACUGUGUCCCUGCAAAUUGUCGGAAUCAUUGAGCCUAUCAUACAGCAUGCUGACUGGUUCUUCCCAGGAGAUAUUGAGUUCAACCUGACGGGCAGCUACGGCAGCCCCAUGCACACCAACCACAACUCCAACUACAGCUCCAUGCCCUCUCCAGACAUGGACCAAUCAGAACGCAAGCAGCCGCACGACCAGAGCCGACGCCCCCUCAGCGUUGCCACCGACAACAUGAUGCUGGAGUUCUACAAAAAGGAUGGCAUUAGGAAAAUUCAAAGUAUGGGGGUCAGGGUGAUGGACACGUCCUGGGUGAAAGGGAAAAGCGCGGCCACUCUGGCCCGGAAAGCCUCGUCCACCCCGCCCAGCGCACAGCCGCCAGGAUCGCCCGCCGACACGCUCAUCUGUGAGCAGACAGGGGAGCUGGCCACCUCACCUAUCCCCACUCCUCCUCCAGCAGACAGGGCCGGCUCGGACGAGGUGUCGCCCCACCGGCCGGACCCCUCUCAUGCCUAUGCGCCCCACGGGGAGGAGCGGCCGCCCCCUCCUUACCCUUCCGCCUGUUCCACUUCAUCCACCUCCCAUGGCCCCCACCACUUCUACCCCAAACCCCCUCCCUGCGCACGCCCUGUCGCCCCAGGUCCCGAGUCCCAGCCCCCCGACUCCCCCCCCUUACGUUGGUCCGGCUUUGGCCCCCCUGCUCAGCCCCAGCCCCUGCCCCAGCUGCCCCCACCCUCCUCCUCUUCCUCUUCCUCCUCUUCCUCCCUCGACAUCAACUCCAACCCCAAGCCCAGCUGUCUGCACUUCCCCAAACACGGCCCCGCGUGUGACCCGCAGCAUGCCGCCCCACUCGAUGCGAACGCCUCCCCCCUCUAUGUUAAAACGCCCCUGGUGCUGACCCGCCACGAGGUGGCACUCGGAAACCCCCCUAGCCUACCCUCCUCUGGCCCCCCUCCGUGGGCCGCCUGCCCAUGCGCCCGUGAGCGAGGACCCCCCAGGCUGACUAGCACUCUGAAGAGCAAGGAGCUCUCGCCUGUGAUCGGCCAUAAGGCUGUGCAGGUGACAGGACCGACAGUGCCCCCUGUUGGAGGCCAGCAGAGCAACAGCCAGUCGCCCCACUCAGCCGAGCACAGCCCCCACACGCUGCGCAAAGCCUCGAAGAAGCUGGCCCCUGUGCCACCCAAGGUUCCGUAUGGCCAGUCGGGGGGGAUGUCAGACCAGUCCACAGGUCAGCCGUCGCCGGUCAGCCUGUCCCCCACUCCCCCGAGUACCCCCUCCCCGUACGGCCUGGGCUGCCCCCCAGGGCACGCACCUGCCUCCUCCCCCGGGCAGGCCCCACUUGGGGCGCCCCACUCCCUGUCCUCUCCCCCGUCUCUGACCGGUACACUCACCAAGUCGCGGCCCACCCCCAAGCCCCGGCAGAGACCCAGUCUGCCCCCUCCGCAGCCGCCCACUGUCCCCCCCACCGCCCCCCAGCCCAUGGAGCAGGGCCUGCUGGACGGAUUGUCCCCCGGGGAGAGCAUGUCCACAGCAGAUCUCUUCAGUUUGGAAAUCCCCUCCAUCAAUGUCAAUCUGGACAGCCUGCUGGACGAGUUCAGGGUGGGCGCGCCCUGCCGGAGCUCCAUGGCCGUGGCUGACCACUCUCCAGAGAGGGAGCCCUUGACCGAGGAGGAGUCCCAGAGCACCACGCUAUAACCCCUGAGCCCAGCCAGCAGCAGCCCAGCCCUGCCAAGCCCUGCCAAGCCCCGCCCACCUUCUGCUGAGGCCCUGCCCAAGCACAAGGCCUCCACCAGCCCUCCUCCCUGCUUCCUCACCCCUCCAUUGGAACUGGACCCCGUCCUCUCCCCUACAGAACACUCACACCUGCUCCAACCUUCUCACUGAUAAGUAGAUAGAAUAUGUGAUACCAUCUACACAACUCACAACUUGUGCCAUAGCAGAAACAAUGGACGGUGGACUUUGGGAAUGUUGAGUUUAUUGUGUAUUGUGGACAUUGUGCCACGCUUGUUUUCUCUCUGAUCGAUUCUGCUUUUUUUCUUUCUGCCUUAUAAUCGGAGCCUGAAGUUAAAUUGCAAUACAGUGGGACACAGGAGGGGUGUUUGCUGAUUCUAAAGGAACCUCAUAUUAUUCUUUUUGCUGGAAAGCAUGAGAUCAUAGUGCCCCCUCAUGGCGUGAGAGGGUAGUACUUGCUCAUAUUCUUUACAGGGUCCAAGGAGGUAGACUGGUUUCAUUUCUUAUAGAUGAACUGAAGACAUAAAGCAUGCGAACUUUGUUUGAGUCUAGUUUUACAAUGCUGAGGCCUCAUUUGAAUCCUUUACUCGCUCUCUCUAUGUCUAUCUCUAUCUAGCGAUCUCUCUGUCUUUCUGACAUGCACGCAGGCCUAUACAUACCACUGCUUUGGCAUAGACAAUACCAAAUACUCGAUUACUGACGAAAUGGGCACUCGUACAGCCUAGCACAUUAUGAAAAUGUUCUUGAACGGUUUGUAAUGCACCAGUAAAACAAUGAGAUAAGAGCUCAUGGUAGAUAUUUGUCUCACUCUCCUAAAAUGUAACAUGAAGGUCAGUGGUACAUAUUCCUUUUACCGUUCGCUCCUCCAGUGGCAGCUGCAGUUCCGCUGGUAAAGAGAGGUCAGACCAUUAAAUACGUAAUUUGUGCCUCCUAUUCAGACUUCAUUUAUCAGGAUAUAAAGAGUAAUGACAGGUUCCGCUCCUGUGUAAAUACGAAGACUGUACAUAAAGAUCUGUAGAUAUGUGUUCAGGAGAGGACAAAUGUAAAGGCAAAUAUGAAUUAUAUAUUCAUAUGUGUGACAUGCCAUAUUUAUCUUGUAUAGAGAUAACGUUCUAUGAUAACUGAGUAUUAUUUUGUCCCUGAAUACUUGUUGCCAGAUUCACAGAGAGAGUGAGUGAGCUUUUGCACUUUUGUAAGCCAUGAACACUAACUUUAAUAAUAUGAAUGCGGAAUAUUUCAAAAAGGCCCAGCAGAGUUUCACCCUAUAGAAAAAUCUGAAUCUUUUGCAGGUCUCAUACAGCCUUAAUUGAAAACAAUAAAAGUGACAUACUGCACAAGUACAUUAUCAUUUCUCAUCAGAACAAUUCUGUAAAUGUAUAGCAAAAGCACUGGGAAUGAGCCAAGUUUUACAUUCGUCCGGAAAACUGGAGUUCAGAUUUUUUGUGGAUAGCAAGUGUACGCAGUGAAUUUUUGCCGGUUAAACGAGGACAAGGAUGACCAGCACAAAUGAACAGCUUUACUGAUCUAUUAACUAAGCAGAUGAUUUACUUCAUACAUGGCUACAAACCACUUGGCCCACUUCCAAACUCUGACCAUACUAAGGUACUUGAAGUUGGAGCAGGAAACUGUAAUGAGUACCAGAAGGCAGAGCUUGUGCUUUGUAGCCACAUAUGUAGUGAAUGUGUUGGUCACCAAAGCUGUUCUCUUGCCUUUAUUCUCCUCUUUCUGGUUGGCUAUUGCCACCAGACUUUGUUGUUUUCUCGUAUUUACUUCCCCAUCAAUUGUAUAUUUUAUUAGUCAGUAUCAGGGGUCAUUUGUCAAUACGAGCAGGCCUCAUUGUCUCACUGCCUUCUCUCUGACACGCUCUGGAUCAGGGCUGCACAAUAUGGGCAAAAUACUAGUAUCUUUAUUAUAUUACUACACAGUGCAAUUGACCUCCCAUAGUUACUGUUGCUACACCCAUCACACUUUCAGAUCAGGCUAUCUGGUGGCAUCCGUAUCACUUAGGCUUACAAACUUUAGUUCAGUUAUACAAUGAUAUAGAAGCACACAGAGGAGCACAAAUGAAACAUUAUUCAUUCUAAAAAACAAUCAAGAACAUUUUGCUUUACAAGAUGUUCAUUGCAGACAUGCAUGUUUGAGACAUGACAGAAUAUUAAUGUUGGCCGAUAUGAAAGUGAACAAAAUUGACUGCUAUCUGCGUUCUCACUGCAGGUUUGUUUUAAGGAGUUCUGUUGAUGGAAGAAUUUAGCAUUUAGAGGAAUUGUGAUUCUGAUUGUGACAGACAUCAAGUCAGCUAUCAAGUGUAAUGGAUUGGUGAAUCAAUCAAUUUUAUACUAUAUUGGCAAAAUAUUUGUUAAUCAUUGGUGAAUCAACAUUAUGACAUGAUAAAGAUUGGCCAGCAUCAUUUUGACCCAAAUACUUUCUUGGGUUAAAGUGAAUAGCUUGACUGACUCACAGAAACAGUCAUCCGGAGCUAUUAUUGGUCAGUAUGCUUGCAGCACACAGUAAGAAACAUUGUGCUUGGUCACUUAGCUUAUUUGCAAAUUGUAGCCUUUUGUGACAAUAGUAUUGCAAAGACCUGUUUUGCAAUAUAUUGUGCAGCCCUACUCUGGUUUAUCGUGUUGAAGCUAUGACCAGUAGAUGGUUGGGUAAGCAGGCUAGAUAUGCCAUCUGUUUGGUCGGUUAGACUCUGCUGCACAAACCGACAGAUGGUGCGGUUUGUUGUGUCCGAACGGAAACGGGCAUGCCGUAAAUAGUGUCAGCGAAAGUGCAAUUACACUUUAUUCUGUUGUUAACCUCACUGGGAAGUGGCCCUAAGUGCGCGCUGCUUCUUUCCCAUCAUUAAGAGCCUGACUCUGAGAGGUUCCCAAACGUCAUGGCUUCUAUUAUUAUUCUCUCUUCUCCUUUAUUUGACUGAGCGUUAGUGUACUUCAGGGACAAGAGGACUUCUUUGCUGAAAUGUAUGGUAUGCCUCAGUGUGCAUUCUCAAUUUGUUCUAUUAUGAUGAUUAUUGGUGACUGAGUACUCUUUUUAAUAGUUGUAGUGAUUAUACAAUGAUAAUUGCAAGUGCCCUCACAAUAGAUAUUUAUGUCCUGAAGCUAAUGACAAGUUUUGUGUGUGUACUUUACUAGGUUUUUUUUGUUUGUUUUUGUUUUUUGAUUUUUUUUUUGGUCUGUAUUGGUUUCUUCAGUGUUCUAUGAAGAGGCACAUGUGCAUAUGAAAUAAAGAGUGGUGACUGAAUGUGAUUGAACCUUUACCCUCACUCUGCACUGAGGUAAAGGCUUUGUCAAUACCUUAUAGGAGCUGCAAUAGACGCAUGGUUCAUUUACUUUAUUUAGGUGACACUUCUGCGGUUCAUUUGUCCCUGUUGCCAGUCACUUUGAAUGCUUGUGUAAAUGUUGAUUUAGGGAAGGGAUUUACAUGCGAAUGCAUGAGUCUGUCGGUCACUUCUGGGAUUAUUAUCAUACAGUCAGCGGCACACCAUUUCUGAGGCUAGAAAUUGCCCUGUAUACAGCUGCUGGAACUGCUAGGACCAGGCUAAAUCAAUCAAGGGCCAUGCUGAAGUGUAGUUAACAGUUAGCAGCAGUGUACAGUGACCAUUGUUACUUAGCAACCAGUGGUUGGUCAAAAAAAUAUGCUGAUGACAACAUGAGUUUAACUCUUUUUAAUCAGAUUGUGUAGUCAGACAUCAGCAAGGGUUUUUUUGACAAACCAUUGGUUGCUAAGCAACAAUGGUUGCUUUACUUUUAAUUGCUGCUAACCGUUAACUAGACUUUAGCAAAUAGAAGGAUAGUCAUAUUUGACAAGAAAAUCCCAAAAAAACGUUUGCAGUCUGUCAUAUUCCAAUAGGUCAUAUUCUGAAUCUGCUUUUUUCCCCUAAGCAACACAAAGUAACUUAAAGCAGCACAUCACUUGUGGUGGUACUUUGCUGGCUGAAGAACUUGCCAGUAUUAAAACACUUAAUGUUGGGGGUUUCUUGACUUUUUUGUUUACUCUGCAAAACUUUUAAGCAAUAGAGGACUCAAGGUUGUGCAAUAUUACUGUCACAAAAUCAUAUUCUAUUGCUUAAUUUUACCAGAGUGAAUCACAGUCUGAUUUCAGCUAGUAUAUUAUUUUCUUUGUUAAGGAAGACAGAUCACUAAUGAAAUCAUGUGGUAUUGUGCAUGUUUAACACAGAUACCUGUGGACUUUGUGGCCCUUGCUGGGUACCAUUACUCUAGGACUUUCAGCAGUGUAUCCAAAGCAUCAGUUGCAGAUAUGCCAUUAGGACAAGUGAUUUCCUUUGCUUGUUUAAUGAUUUCACAUUUACAGCACUCACAUUUCACAAGUCCUUAGAGAGAUGUUCGAAGUGCAGCUCAAUUCAGUAACAUUGCAUUCUAAUAAAUGAAAACAAAAAUGACACAAGACAAAUGAACAAGACAGACGUUGCAUAUAUAAUCAAAAAUCACUUUUUUGGAGAUCAGAAAGCUGUCUGUUGACGUUGCCAUUUUUUUGUUGUUGUCUUAAGAUCAGAGAGUGGAUGUGACAAUGCAGUGCAUGCACUUAGUCUCUUCUGAUAAUUCAUGAUUCUUGUCACUUUCUUUUAAGACUGCUAAAUGUUAUGAGUAAACUGGGGAGGGGGCCAAAAAUAUUAGUUAUGCGUGAAGAACUGGUCAAAAAAAAAAACAUUAAUGGGUUUACAUAUGAGUGCGCACUGUCCAUUGAUGUACAGCCUCUCCCCUGCAUUCAUAACUUAUGUACAAACUUGCCUGUAAGUCACUUCCCUCCCUUCCCCACCCCUCCCCUCAGCUUAGCAUAUCAGUGGAACAACACAGUCUGUACUGUGAAGCCUACCGCAAUCCUGAUCAGAAUGUCAGAAAUAGAUAUAUAUAUAUUAAACUCUACAUUUUUAA
Colossoma macropomum (tambaqui) is the source of this 8166-nucleotide messenger RNA. Its product is annotated as rho GTPase-activating protein 44. The transcript is spliced from 22 exons. Gene Ontology annotation, cellular component: cytoplasm; postsynaptic density; presynaptic active zone. Gene Ontology annotation, molecular function: GTPase activator activity; protein binding. Gene Ontology annotation, biological process: neurotransmitter receptor transport, endosome to postsynaptic membrane; negative regulation of Rac protein signal transduction; signal transduction. The record is from RefSeq and is a predicted model, not a curated record. Lineage: Eukaryota; Metazoa; Chordata; Actinopteri; Characiformes; Serrasalmidae. Bases 263 to 3235 code for a protein of 990 amino acids.